This is a messenger RNA of Neurospora tetraspora, 477 nucleotides long. RefSeq lists its product as uncharacterized. The record is from RefSeq and is a predicted model, not a curated record. Lineage: Eukaryota; Fungi; Ascomycota; Sordariomycetes; Sordariales; Sordariaceae. The transcript is spliced from 4 exons. The coding region runs from base 1 to 477 and encodes 158 amino acids.
AUGCUUCUGGGCCCAAAAUACACGGUGAGCGUCCGGAUAGCCCCUCCCUCCGAACCCGACCGCACUUCCCAGGCACAAGCAAUAGGUUUUGAACUUGAAUACUCCAGCGACAUUGAUAUAGAAGAGGAAAACGAUGAGAAAGAUGAUGAGAAUGAUAUUGAUCCAUGUCUUACUCAGAAAGACGAAGGCAAUGAAAAGAGUGAAAUGAGAGGAGAGGAAAGGGAGAUGGGAGGUAGACGGCGGAGGCGGCGUGAAGUACUGGCCAUUCUCGAGGUUCUCGUUGGCGGGUCCGUUCCGAUCAGGAGUUUGGACGUCAACGUUGUUGGCUGGGGCGGCGGCGGCGUCUUCUUCGUCGCUCACGCUAGUGUUGCUUUCCCUGUCUUAUCCAUCGCCAAUGCUAAAGAUAUCGUCCAUAUCGUCAUCGCUAUUGCCCUCAGCUCCCCUCGUGAGCUCAAUCUGCCAAAAGGCAGAAUCUAA